Molecule: messenger RNA, 1323 nt
Organism: Aegilops tauschii subsp. strangulata
Lineage: Eukaryota; Viridiplantae; Streptophyta; Magnoliopsida; Poales; Poaceae
Source: RefSeq, a predicted model, not a curated record
AUGUCGUCUCCGCGUCGGGCCGCCCGCUCGCCGAUUCCCGGCCGGCCUCCGCGUGACGCCGUCUCCGCGCGCUCGGCCGCUGCUGUGGCCGGCUCCCGCUCGCCCCGCGCCGACUCCCGCCCCCACCCGUCCGGCGUCACAGCCGCCGGCUCAGCGCGACUCGGCACCGUCCGGCGUGCCGCUCGUCGCUUCAGCUUCGCCCGGAGGCCACCCGCGCUGGCCGGCUCGCGCCCGCACCCCGGCCUCCCCCGCGCUCCUCUGCCUCGCUCCGGCGGCGCCCCCACUCCGCCGCCGGCCACCCGAGCCUGGCCGGGUCCAGCCCCGCGCCUCUGCUCGCCUUCGCUCCGCCACCCGGCCCCGCCCUGUGGCCGGCUCCGCGCCUCUGCGUGCCUGCGCCGGCUCCUCCACACGCCCGGCCCGGGCCGGCUUCGGGUCGCCAGCGCCGGCGGCCGGCUUCGCCCCGUUCCGCGCCGCCCGGUGGCCGGCUCCUACUCGCCGCACGGCCGGCUCCCCGCGCGUCCUGGCCGACUCCUGCGCGUCCGGCCCCCCAGUGUCGCCUCCGCCUGGCCGGGUCCAGCCCCGCGCCUCUGCUCGCCUUCGCUCCGCCACCCGGCCCCGCCCUGUGGCCGGCUCCGCGCCUCUGCGUGCCUGCGCCGGCUCCUCCACACGCCCGGCCCGCCCCCCCCCCCGCCCCCCCGCCCCGCCCUGUGGCCGGCUCCGCGCCUCUGCGUGCCUGCGCCGGCUCCUCCACACGCCCGGCCCGGGCCGGCUUCGGGUCGCCAGCGCCGGCGGCCGGCUUCGCCCCGUUCCGCGCCUGCGGUCCGCGCCGCCCGGUGGCCGGCUCCUACUCGCCGCGCGGCCGGCUCCCCGCGCGUCCUGGCCGACUCCUGCGCGUCCGGCCCCCCAUCGUCGCCCCCGCCUGGCCGUGUCGUCCGCGCUCGCCCGGUUUCGGCCCCGCGCGCUCGCCUCUCCCGCGCCGGGUCCGGCCUCUGCCCUGCCGGCCGCUGGCCUCCCACAUCGGGUCUGGCCCCCACGCCCGCCGGUUUGCCACUCCAGCCGGCGGCCGGCUUCCGCCUGCUCCCCGGCCUGCCGGCUGCUCCGCCUGCACCUCACCCUGCCGGCGUGAGAAACAACAAGGGCCGGAUGAAACGCCAGGAGAACAUGGGAUCGGCCAGGAAUGUCGCUCGCUACAUCACUCGCGGAGGCGUCACUCUCGUCAUCAUCGUCUUCAUCAGCAACGUCGCCACCGCCGGCGACGCCCUCGACGCCAUCGUCCACCACGUCGCCUUUGUCUGCGGCGACCACCACCCCGUCAUCUUCUGA